GUAUAAACCAAACCCUAACAUCCUCAUGCACUUACAUCUCUAUCAAACAAAGCUUAAACUCUCUGAAUUUCCUUCAUUUCCACCAACAAACCAAGAGUCAUGGCCAAGGAAGGAGACUUCAAAAGGGUGGACUUGAAGGUCUCAGCUAAUUGCUGUGAAGGUUGCAAGAAGAAGGUGAAGAAAGCUCUAAUGAAUAUUGAUGGGGUUGUAGGCACCCAUGUCCAUGUAUCUGAACCAAAAGUCACAGUUGUCGGCAACGUCGAUGUCCAAAUUCUCAUCAAGAAGCUUGCGAAAGUAGGCAAACCCACAGAGAUAUGGCCCGGCGAGGAUCGGACAGUUGACAAUAAACAAAAGAAAGAUGAGAGUAGUGCAAAGGUUGUCGAACAAGAUGAAUCAGGUGCGAAGAAAAAGGAGAAAGGCGUAGAUGGUGGAAACAAGUCCGAAACCACUGAUAAGAUUAAUGAAAAUGAGAGUAAGAAAGGUAAGAAAAAGGAUCCCAAAGGGGACGGUGCAAGCACAAGCAUGAAUGAUUCUACAUCUGAAACUAUGAAAACUGUAAAUCCUCCACCACAGGUGAAUUGCACCAUUUCUCCAGGUAUAGUGCACAGGGACUGUGAUGUUGCAUCCGAUAGGCAGUGUUUUAUGCCAGGGCCUUCUAUGGUUGCCACACCAUAUUAUAUUAUAGAUGCUUCUCCGGCCCAUCUACCAUUCAACGUUGACGAUGGUUACUACCAUCACAUGCCAGUAUCUCACCAACCACCUCCAGUGCGAUCACCGGAGCCGAUGUUCCCCGACUAUUACAGUGAUGACGAGUCCAUCGGAUGCAGUGUAAUGUGAGGACCCCAUUCCUUUACCAUGGUAAAAAUAGUUGUAGUAUUUUAUAGAAGUCAGUAGAGAAUAUUAGUAGCUCUUAUGAUCGUUAUAGCAGUAUUUGUAAGCAUGGUUUCAGAGAAGUAUCUUUUUCCAUUUUCCGUAGUUCAUCGGCAUGGAUUCUUUCCUCUUUUCAAUGGGAAUUAGAGCUAUGGUUAUGGAAA
Molecule: messenger RNA, 1034 nt
Organism: Magnolia sinica
Lineage: Eukaryota; Viridiplantae; Streptophyta; Magnoliopsida; Magnoliales; Magnoliaceae
Product: heavy metal-associated isoprenylated plant protein 36-like
Exons: 3
Coding region: 100-837 (245 amino acids)
Molecular function (GO): metal ion binding
Source: RefSeq, a predicted model, not a curated record